AUGGUUAACCUAGAAGAUAUUAGUCGUCAGCUUUUGAAAUCAUCAAAAAAUUUAUCGAGUUGGAACUUUCCACUUUCAGAAAUUCUAACAGAAUAUUAUUCUUUACUGGAAGGAAAUUGUGAUGUUAAUUUUGGAGAAGCUGCAUUAAUCCUUCAAAAUUCUGUUAAUAUUUACACGCACAGAGUUGAACGUCUUCUCAAUGAAACUAAAGAUGCUAAUGCAAAUGAAAGUUCUCAACGCAAUACAAAAACUUUGAAUAAAAAUUCAAUCAAUUUUGAUGAUUUUAAAUUAUGCAAUUUGUCGGAUAACAUUGGAAAAAAUAUUAAUACAAAGAAUAAAUUUAACAUUGAAAAACCAGUGAAAUUGUUAACACGACGAUUUGUUCAAUUGGAAAAUGUCAUUGAAAAUCCUGUGGCUAAUGCGAUAGAAAUAAUUGAUAUUCAUGGGGAUAUUAUAGGGAAAAAAUAUGAUUUCAGAUGUAAUCAAUAUUUGAGUAUGAACGGUCUACUGAUAGAUGAACCUACUCCGGAUGAUUUUAAAAUAAUGGACAAUGAUAAUUCUGCUACUUCGGGAUAUUGUUCGAAUACGUCGAUAUUUGAUAGCUCUUAUAGUUCUAAUAAUCCAAUUGAUACAACCAAUUUAACCACUGAUAAUAACACAGAAACUUUAAUAAAUUAUUCUUCAUCACCAGUAGAAGAACUUGCUGAUUGUUCAGUCAAUAUGGAUGACUUUAAUGAAACAAACGAUACAAUUUAUGAAAAAGAAGAAACUACAAAUAUUGCUGAGAAAAAAGAAUCGCAGGAUAAUUCUAAAACUAAUAAAGAAUUAUUUAAUAAUUGUGAUACUAAUAUGAAUAACACGGACAAUGUGUGCAAUAUUUCUAAUAAAAUUCAAUCUUCUAACGAAAGAGUAAAAGAAAUAAAAAUUCCAAUUAAUAUCAAGAAAACUUUUAAUCCAAAAAUGUGGGAACCAAUAUCCCUUACACAUAAUAUUUCAAUAAAAAAGAAACGUAUUGAUCUACUAAAUUCAACCUCUUCGAUAAUUUUGAAGACUGAACGUAAAAAAAAGAAAAUGAUCUCACAAAUGCACAAAAACGAAGGCGUGGUAAAUUUUCUUUUGAAAGAAUCUAAAAUGUCGCAAGACAAAUAUUCUACACAGAGAUCCAAAAAACAAUUACUUCCACAAUUCAGAUCAGAAGAAGUUGAUGAAAUACAAAAGGUUUUCAAGGAUUGUUUCAAAAAUACAGAAAGCUUAAAUUCUUUCGAUGAUCAAGUAAUAAACUCAACAACGAAUGAUUUAAGAAUGAGAAAGGAUUCUAUCGAAGAUGAUUUUUUAUCGGAUGAUACAUUUUAUGAAGAUUCUGGUAUAGUAACAUAUACGUCGAGUUUACCCGAUUGCAAUAUCAGUCAAAUUUCUUCAACUGAUUUAAGAGUUUCGAGAGUGGAUAACAUUACCUCCCAAAUUGAUUUGCAACUUUCUUUACCAAAUUAUGAAAGACUGAUUGAAGAUGAAAUGAAAGAAUUAUUUGAACAUUCGGAUGUUAAGACUGAACUUGAUCAUAAAAUAAUGAAAUGGCAUCAAUCGAUGCAAUUGAAACUUGCCGAAGUCGAACAAAGGCCAAUGUUUUGUAUACAAAACUAUGCAUCUCAAAUAAUGAAAAAGUUGAACGAUAAAAUUCAGACUAAUAAAAAUCAGAACAUCUCUUUCGAUGAUAUUGUUAAAGACGAACAAAGAUAUGACACAGCUAGAUAUUUUCUGGCAUUAUUACAAUUGGCCAAUACUUACAACGUGGAUUUAAAAAAGAACAAAACUAUUGACGAACGUAUAGAAAUCGUAUUACUCGAUAAGAGUAGUAAAAAUGCUUCAAAUUAA
Molecule: messenger RNA, 1872 nt
Organism: Polistes dominula (European paper wasp)
Lineage: Eukaryota; Metazoa; Arthropoda; Insecta; Hymenoptera; Vespidae
Biological process (GO): mitotic sister chromatid separation; meiotic chromosome condensation
Cellular component (GO): nucleus; condensin complex
Molecular function (GO): chromatin binding
Source: RefSeq, a predicted model, not a curated record